AUGGCCAUCUUCUCAAAGCCGUUGGGAGUUAUAUCUCCCGAAGAUCAAUCCGGCUUGAUCCUCAUUCUGACCUCAUUGUCACUCUCCUUCGUCCUUGUCUCCUUUGCGAUCCGCAUCUAUAUUCGGGUUCCCGCGAGGUUGUGGAAGUGGGAUGACCACGUUUUUACAGCUGCCACGAGUUCGCUCGUCUUCUAUGCUGUUCACCUGGGCUUGGGACAACGGAAAGUAUUCGAGGGCGAUGCUCCGAACAGUGAUCUGGUUAAGAAGUACUAUUUUGCGAACGACUUCUUCUACCUCAUCGUUCUACUUUUCUCCAAGCUGUCUGUGUGCUUCCUCUUCCUACGGUUGACGCGCGACCGGGGACAUGUCAUCGCGAUCUACACCACCAUCGGGCUUUGCGGUGGUUGGUUCCUCCUGUCGAUCCUUUUGAUCAGCAUUGGCUCCUCGCACCAAAACUAUACGUACCUCCAAGCUGACUUUUUUCGGGAACAGUUUGGCAGAUGGCUCGCCAUCGGCAUCACGGACUCAAUUACAGAGCUGGUCUUUGUCCUGUUUGCGGCCUACCUGGUCAGCGAUUUGCGGAUGAGCAAAGUCCAGAAAGCCACCGUGGUUUUUGCAUUUGCUCUGCGGCUGCUAGCCGUUCCCGCCUGCGGAAUACGUCUUUACUACCUCAAUCCAUCCACCUUGCCGGAUAACCGCAACCUCUCCCUCUCCUUGGCCAUUGUUUGCACACAGCUCCAGCUUGGCUACGGGGUGAUGGCGGCGUCGGUAACGGUUCUCAAGCCCUUUAUGGCCGUGUACGAGAAGCCGAUGGGCUACUCGGACUACACCAGCCAUCCAGGGAAAAAUUACGCGACCAACAACAGCGAACAACUGUCCUUCAAGAUGCAGCCCGUGUCACGGUCUGACGAGGUCGGCAUCCCCAACGGACUGGCUUCGCAUGGCAUCAACUUCGACCCCAAUCAGCCGACGUUCUCGUCGCGAAUCCCCGCCGCGCAGAGGGAGAAGAGAGGAAGCGGCAACGGACACGAGAAGAGUGACAGCAUACAUAGCCAUGACAGCCGGCGCUUGAUUAUUGAACGCAAGACGGAUUGGUCGAUCCGGUAUGAAGAGGCGGAGAGCAACAAGAGCAACUUCAGCGAGGGUCGUGCAUCGGUCUCUGACCGAUGA
Fonsecaea multimorphosa CBS 102226 is the source of this 1170-nucleotide messenger RNA. RefSeq lists its product as uncharacterized. Lineage: Eukaryota; Fungi; Ascomycota; Eurotiomycetes; Chaetothyriales; Herpotrichiellaceae. The record is from RefSeq and is a predicted model, not a curated record. The coding region runs from base 1 to 1170 and encodes 389 amino acids. The transcript has 5 exons.